GGAUGGAAAGCGUCCGGACUGACACUGUCCACUCCGUCCAAUGAGUGCGCCAAGCUGUUUGACGGUGCUCUUCGACAGAUCGUCUCAUGGUCAGAUUGUGAAGUACUUGGAGGCUUUAUCAAGACACUGGACGACAUGAAAGCUGCUGAUCCCAAAGCAGUACUUCCACGAGCGUUUCGACUCGGUCUGGAAGGUCUUGGUACUGGCACAUGUACUCGCGUCAACGAGACCUACAAAACGAAUCUCGACCAGGUAUACGCUGAUGCUCAAGCUUACGGUAACCCAAGAGAACUGAAACAUGCCAGAGCAGUCCGACUGUGGGGCCAAGGAAAGAUGAAGGAUGCCACAAAUAUCUGGGAAGAGAUUCUCACCGAAUAUCCGACUGAUUUAAUGGCAAUCAAAUUCGCCCAUGAUGCGUACUUUUUUAUGGGCGACGGCAAAGGAAAACGUGAUUCGGUCAAAGCUGUGAUACCGAAACAGAAGGGAACCGAACCGUGCUACAGGUAG
Ostertagia ostertagi is the source of this 507-nucleotide messenger RNA. Lineage: Eukaryota; Metazoa; Nematoda; Chromadorea; Rhabditida; Trichostrongylidae. The record is from the annotation of a GenBank genome assembly.